GCGUUCGCCAGGCAUCGGUUGGCUGCGAUGAUAAAAGUCCGUUGUUAUUGCCACUGGUCAGUUGCUGUUUGCAACACGGCACGCGAGCUAGUGCGCUACUAUCCAGACCGUCACUUGUCACACUGGCUUUCUAUCGACUUUCAUUAAGGAGGUACUGUUGCAAGAGAAGCCGAGACGACGAGAAAAUGAGCGGCGUCCAAAGAGAUCCUGCUGCUGAGCAGCUGAACGACUACAAGAGGAACGUAAAGGAGGAAACGGUGCUCCUAACCGGAAAUGGAACACCGAUUGCUAACAAGCUGUCCAGCUUGACCGCGGGACCACGGGGUCCAGUGUUGCUCCAAGAUCAUGUCUUUCUCGACGAAAUGUCGCACUUUGUUAGAGAAAGAAUUCCAGAGCGUGUGGUGCACGCGAAAGGAGCUGGUGCUUUCGGUUAUUUCGAAGUUACCCACGACAUUACGCAGUACACUAAGGCGAAGAUUUUCUCAAGCAUCGGUAAACGAACGCCAAUGGCUGUGAGAUUCUCCGUCGUGGGUGGAGAAAGCGGAUCGGCGGACACGGUCAGAGACCCACGUGGUUUCGCGCUUAAAUUCUACACCGAGGAGGGUAUCUGGGAUUUGGUGGGCAACAACACCCCCAUCUUCUUCAUCAAGGAUCCCUUGCUCUUCCCUAGCUUCAUUCACACUCAGAAGAGAAACCCUGUCACUCAUCUCAAGGACGGCGACAUGUUUUGGGACUUCCUAUCAUUGAGGCCAGAGUCGACACAUCAGGUCAUGAUCCUGUUCUCUGAUCGUGGUAUACCCGAUGGUUUCCGUUACAUGCACGGUUUUGGUUCUCACACGUUCAAGCUGGUAAACGCUCAGAACGAGAUCACCUGGUGUAAAUUCAUCUACAAGACCAACCAGGGAAUCAAGAACCUUCCAGUUGAUAAGGCAGCAGAAUUGAGCGCUUCUGAUCCCGAUUACUCUCUGAGGGAUCUUUAUAAUGCAAUCGCGACCCGCCAGUAUCCCAGCUGGACGUUCUACAUCCAAGUUAUGACUCCAGCACAGGCGAAGUCCUUUAGGUGGAAUCCGUUCGACGUGACCAAGGUAUGGCCACAGAAGGAGUUCCCGCUCAUUCCAGUUGGUAAGUUCGUGUUGGACCGAAAUCCUGAUGAUUACUUCACCGACGUCGAGGAAAUAGCCUUCGAUCCUGCUCACAUGCCACCUGGUAUCGAACCUAGCCCCGACAAAAUGCUGCAGGGUCGUCUCUUCGCUUACGGCGAUGCUCACAGGUAUCGCGUUGGUCCGAAUCAUCUUCAGCUACCAGUGAACUGCCCGUACAAGAAACUUACAGCAACGAACUACCAACGAGACGGCGAGAUGCAGCAGAACAACCAGAAUGGUGCACCGAACUACUACCCCAACAGUUUCUGCGGACCCAAAGAGUGUCCAGCGGUUCGUUCUCCAAGCUUCCCCGUCAGCGGCGACGUGGAUCGCUGGACCCCCGAAAACGAGGACGAUUUCGGUCAGGUCACCGUCUUCUGGAAAGACGUUCUCGGCCCCGACGAGAAGACGAGACUCGUCAACAACAUUGUGGGAAAUCUCAUUCGUGCACAGCCGUUCAUCAUCGAAAGGGCGAUAAAGAACUUCACGGAGGUCGACCCGGAUCUCGGCAAACGAUUAACCGAGGGCGUUCUAAAAGCCGGCAUUCAUAUCAAUGUUUUCGGCAAAACCGCCAACUUGUGAAAAGAAUAUCCUUCCUCUACUCUAAUCACCAUUUUCAUUUCAGAUGUGUACGCACCGUGUAAUUGUUUUUGUUUUGCACCAAUAAAUGAUAUUAUUAUUUUUGUUAAA
Molecule: messenger RNA, 1832 nt
Organism: Hylaeus volcanicus
Lineage: Eukaryota; Metazoa; Arthropoda; Insecta; Hymenoptera; Colletidae
Gene: Cat
Product: catalase
Exons: 8
Coding region: 186-1724 (512 amino acids)
Biological process (GO): hydrogen peroxide catabolic process; response to hydrogen peroxide
Cellular component (GO): peroxisome; mitochondrion; cytoplasm
Molecular function (GO): catalase activity; heme binding
Source: RefSeq, a predicted model, not a curated record